CUUAUCAAAAUAUGGAAGAUGAAGAUUUAUUUGAAGGUGAAGAUUCAAGUGAAGAAGAUGAUGAAAUAGUAAUUCUUUGUUUAACUUCAUUACUUGGAAUACAAUAUUUUGAGCAAAGAGAUUAUGUAAUAAAAUUAAAAGAUUGA
Funneliformis geosporum is the source of this 146-nucleotide messenger RNA. NCBI's taxonomy places the organism in Eukaryota, Fungi, Glomeromycota, Glomeromycetes, Glomerales, Glomeraceae. The record is from the annotation of a GenBank genome assembly.